UGGAUCCUGUGCCAGCGGAGGAGUCGGCAGUGGACGACUUUGCCGUCUGCUUGUUGAUGUUGUUGGGUUAUGUGCCUCGAACCAGGAUCGCGCGCACGCGGGCCGACAUCCCACUUGCCAUCUGCGGAGAGCAACGUCACGCGAAGACCGGUGUUUGCAUUAUAGAUUCGGACGAUGAUAUCCUACUCCUGGUUCAGGAGGAUAAACGUCACAAAGACCGUAAGAAUCCGGAGCCACAGCUCAUAGCAGAGGCGAUCGCCGCGUUUCAGACCAAUAACGCCAGACGAACGCGUAUUCUCGGUCAAGAUGCCAUCGACGCCAAGGUGAUACCAGGCAUUACCUUGGUAGGCUCAUCGCCGAUCUUUUACAAGAUUCGUGUCACCACGGAGCUUGCGCAGGCAGUCGAGCUGGGGCGCUUUCCCGCCACACCAACCGUCGUGUAUGCCCAUCUUCCUGUGGUAUCUCGCCCCGCUCGCCGUCUCAGUGAGGGUAUGAAACCUCUGGACAACAGGGGCCACAUUCUUGCCUGUUACGAGGCCUUUAAGCAAUUCGUGAAUUGACGGUCCAGAUUCUGGUGGCUUGAUGUGACAGACGGCUUACAGUCAAGCGGUUAGGACUAGCUUAGUUAUAGAUCUUAGGUUCAUUAGCCCGGUGUAGGGGCUUCAAAUUAUUGUAAAGCAUGGGUUAAUGUUGUCGCAAGUGAUUCUGGUACAGUAAGUUUACAAAUGACACUUUCGGAUACUGUAUUGGAGUGGCCAAGCCAGGCGCCAACUGUUGCAAAUAGUCCCUCCUAUUCGUUAAAGCGUUCCUGGUCAGGAUUCAGCAGAUCAGGCAUUCGGUCCCGGAGCUGGAGGCGCUGCUUGAGCUCAUUCCCUUUCCCCCAGACCGAUAGGAUUAUGCAUCUUUAAUGCUCGUGAGGUUUUGUGGGCUGGCUAGAAACUGUAGAACUCGCCUUGACGCAUAAUCACACAUCCGGAACA
Molecule: messenger RNA, 980 nt
Organism: Cantharellus anzutake
Lineage: Eukaryota; Fungi; Basidiomycota; Agaricomycetes; Cantharellales; Hydnaceae
Exons: 1
Source: RefSeq, a predicted model, not a curated record